UAGCAUCUGUAGCUACGCUUCUCCUCGUCCUCGGUGUACCGGAACUGGUCAGUGGAAGUCUCAGUCUUAAUGUCCAGGAUAAUCGGCUUCAGCAGAUGCAAAUACUUCAAACUGUCGUUUGGAAUUCCGUUAUUUAACGCCAUUGUCACUCAAGCCUUUUAAACUAAAAGUUAACUAAACCACAAAUAAAACAUAAAAUUAAAAGUAAAAAAAUUUUAAUCAGAAAUUACUCCAACACACCCUUGGCAAAUUUUUUAGAUCCGCGCCAAAACCCUCACGUAACCAAUUAUAAUUUUUCAAACACGUUCAUACUUUAAAACUAAUCCCUUUUCACAUUUUUCAAUUCUUUACACUUUUAUUCUCCGAUUCAAAUUUUGUCAACUGCUCAUUUCGCAAUUUCGGCUCUCAAAUCUUUGAAUUUUUUUCACUCUGUCUAAAUAUUAAUCAGUAAAAUUCAGGUAAAAAUAAUUUAACUGGUUGAGUAGUGAUAAUUUAAUUGGAAUAAGUGGAUUAUACGUUAGUGUAAGGCCUGGGAUAAAACUGUUUGGCCAAGGUGUCUGGAAAUCCCGUUCCACAUAAAAUUUUUAGUAAAUAUUUAAUAAAAAGUAAAGAUGAAAGUUUUAGCGGAUCCGGAGCAUCAUGCAACUUUGAGGCGUUCCAAGCCCUUGCUGUUCAGAAAAGACAGUUUUGAGCGUUGGGAGGACGUUACACACACGGUACACAACAUUGAAAAGGUACACGACAUUGAUAAACUAGGCGACAUUGAAAAACUACACAUUGAAAAACUACGUGACAUUGAAAAACUACGGUUCAUUGACCGAUACGGCAGAGUUAGCACUUACCGCCACUGUCGGCUAAAAUUACUCAAGCUAAUCCUCAGGAUCAUUUUCAAAUUUAAGUAUAAAGAGGUCAUUUUCGACAAGAGGGUAAUCUGGUCCACCUCAAACCCCAAAGAAUACCCAAAAUGCCUAUUAUUCGACCUCAAGAAGAAUCAAAUGUACCUCAAAUUCAAUCAAGCAAAAAUCAUUAAACUGGAUCUAAUUGAUCCAGUUGCAGACGCCAGUGUGUCUGUAAUGAGACCACUUGAGUCUGGUGAAAAAACACCUGAAAUCCCCAAAAGAGCGCUAGAAAAUGAACCAAACUCAGCCCAAAACACUAAUGAACCCAAAAGACAAGUUACCAACGGCUCUGGAACUACAGCAACAAUUGUAACACUAACUGAAUCUGCAGUAGAAACUUCAGGUGUGGAACUGAGUGGAACUUCGAAAACUAAUGAAGAGAACGUGUUGAGUGAUGAGAUGUUGAGGGAUGAGAUGUCGAGUGAGGAGAUGUCGAGGGAGAAGAUGUUGGGAAAGGAUCACGAAUUAAUUUUGGACCUUUUUCAGGAGAACUGGGACGGGAUUAUAGAGUUUGAGGGUUACACUAUGACUCGUCACGGCUGUAAUCGUCGUUACAAGGCCAUAGAAACUAUGAUUUCCGACUGCGCCAAACGUCUGAGUAAAGUGCUUGACAAUUACUCCAUCAGAGAAUUGCUAGUCUACGCAUUAGAUUUCUACAAGAAAGAGCACUGCAUUGUUAUGAAAACUGAGCCGGGGUACAUUGUGUAUAAGCUCCAAGGGGACGUUUGGGAUGAGAAAAAGUGCCAAAAACCGCCAGUAAUCUUGCUGCUCAGGGCCAAUAAGUAUGGUUUCGACUCACUAAAGGAUGACCAGUACGAUGUUGAGUUAACAAUUGUAGGAGGGAUACAAUUUGUGUUUAGAGUAAAGGAAGGUGUAAAAUGUGUCAAGGUACUGUUAAAAGAGGAGACAGUCUGGGUAAAUCCGGUGAAUAGUACAGAGUCGCUCAGGACUCUGGUGUAUAAUUUGGAUGACGGGACUAUUUUAGUCGAGACUGACAGGAUAUUCAAGUGCACAAAAACUGAUGGGAAUUGGGUUUCAACCACUCAGACUCCGUUUUAUCUAAGACACUAUGCCGACGACGGGUUUGGAGACUUUGUGCCAGUUUACAUUGAGAACGUGAGGAAAUCCAAGUUUAACCCCUUUGGAUACACUGUGGAUUACACAGGAGUGCCGAAUAUUGAACUCGUGAAAUAUUAUGAGGGGAACAUUUGGAAGCAUCAACUGGGCAAACCCUUUCCCAAGAGCAUGACAUUUCAAAAGGACAACUCUUUAAAAGCAUUUGCCCUUAAAUUUCACCGGAAAUUCAUCGUCUACGAAAUAGGCCAGACAUUCUACAAACGUUACCAGAUUGACAGUUCCACUGGGAAUAGUUCCACUGACAAUGAUUUGACUGGGAAUUGUUCAGAUGUGAAUGAUUUAGAUGGGAAUAAUUCUACUGGGAAUGAUUUAGAUGUGAAUGGUUUAGAUGAUGAUGUGUAUGACCAUUACAUUCCGGAUAUUACGUUGUUUACUGGUGAUGAGAAUGUUGUAGAGCUUGGGUCUGAUAACUAUAGUUUAGACUUUUCAAAGCGUGACGAUUUUACGUUUCUUUACACUAUUAGCCCUGAGGUGUCCUGUACUGAGAUCAGAUGUUCUAAUUCUCCAGUUUGGACGAGGGGACCUGGCGAGGGAACCCCGGUUCAAGUUUGUUACACCGAGCGAGAUGAAACUCUUACAGUUGCGUUCGAGGACAAAAUACUUUUCAUCUACGGUGACCUUCUGGAUAUCGUGGAUACUCAACAACUCCCGCCUGAGCUAACUCUAUACAAAUCUCAUGAAAAAGGUGAACUCAUAAGACUAAACGCUCGUGAUUACGUAAUUCAGAAGUAUGAUUGCGAGGGAUUCGAGUAUGUGAUUAACCAGUACGUUGAUUGCACGGAGUUAAGACAUAACGGGACAGUAGUUUGGAAGCACAGGGAAGGUGAACCCAGGACCACAUCGUUCAUUUACUGGCCCAAGAAAACUAUCUGCGUCGUUAACAAAUGUGGAACCGCGUGGUAUAAACCCAAACUCGCCAAAUGGGUACUAACCACUUCCAUCAACACUCUAUAACACACAUAAUAUACAUAUAUACAUAA
Theileria parva strain Muguga is the source of this 3016-nucleotide messenger RNA. RefSeq lists its product as uncharacterized. The record is from RefSeq and is a predicted model, not a curated record. The coding region runs from base 612 to 2990 and encodes 792 amino acids. The transcript has a single exon. Lineage: Eukaryota; Apicomplexa; Aconoidasida; Piroplasmida; Theileriidae.